UUUAUAAUCAAAAUUCAUUCGUUCAAAUGAAUGAAUCCGAAUGCAGCGUAACUUAAAAGUUAGUUGACUUGUUUUGCCGCUCUAACGAAAUGAGAAAUUUAAAUCAACAUUAAUGUGGUAUUAAUUUCGUAUAAAUUCAGUUAAAAUUGUUCUGCCAAAAUGGGAGAUGAAAUAUUGCAAGAAACUGAAUGUACUCAAACUCAAACACAGAAAUCGCAAGUGGAUUGGAGCCAGCCUAAUACUCCAUCUUUUAUACCUGUGAUAUGGGGCCGGCUUUAUUCAACAAAAGUGUCCCUAAAUGAAAAGAACUGUUGGAAGGACACUUGUAAAGAUAAUCCUCCAUACUACGAUUUAAUACAACCUGAAUUUUCCCUCGGACGAUCAUUUACCUGCACGUUUGUUAUGAGGAAAGAAAUAAUUAAUGAAAGUAUUGUCAAAAGUGUUAGUAAACAACAUUUUAUCAUUAAGCGAAACUUAUCGGAGCCCUUAAGCCCAGCUAUAAUAACAGACUUGUCAUUUAAUGGUACAUUUAUCAAUGGAAAAGCAAUUGGUAAAGGUUUAAGCAGAGUACUAGACGACAAUGAUAGAAUAUCACUAACUCAUCCUAAUGCUAAAAUAUUCAUUUAUAAAGAUUUAUUGAAGAAUGAACAAGAUAAAGUUCCUAAGGAAAUAUCUAAAAAGUAUUACAUAUCUAGAAUAUUAGGACAAGGGGCUUGUGGUCUGGUGAAAUUAGUAUAUGACAAAACAAAAUGCACAAAGCAUGCAAUGAAAAUAAUUAAAAAAUGCAGACUGACAAAUGGAGAAGUGAAUAAUUUGACUGACCCACAGAGAAUUAUGAACGAAGUUAAUAUCAUGAAGGCUUUAAGGCAUCCUUGCAUUGUAUCAACGGAAGAAGUUUUUGACACAGGUGAUACUGUAUAUAUUAUCUUAGAGCUCAUGCAAGGCGGAGAACUGUUUGAUCGAAUCUCAAAAUAUGGACAGCUGUCUGAGCAAUUAACAAAGUUCUAUUUCCGACAAAUGGUAGUUGCAGUAAAAUACCUACACUCUCAAGGCAUCACUCACAGAGACCUAAAACCUGAGAAUGUGCUAUUAGAGAGUAAAGACGAAGAAACCUUGGUAAAAAUAACGGACUUUGGACUCAGCAAAUUUGUAGGCGAAGAUAGCUUUAUGAAGACUAUGUGUGGAACACCAUUGUAUUUGGCACCAGAAGUGCUGCAAGCAAAUGGACAGAAUUGUUAUGGACCUGAUGUGGAUGUUUGGAGUUUGGGAGUUAUAUUUUUUGUUUGUCUUGUUGGUUACUUGCCAUUCUCCACUGAUUACAAAGAGCUAUCAUUGAGAGAUCAGAUUUUGCGAGGCCAGUACAGAUAUUCAAACAAGCAUUGGAGCAAAAUAAGUUUGCCGGCCAAACUGCUCAUGAAGAGAAUGCUUACAGUGAAUGUCAAGAAUAGAAUCACUCUAGACCAAAUACUUAACCACACCUGGAUGCAGGAUCCAAUCACUCUAAUGAAAAUUGAAAGGCUCCUUAUCCAAGCUGCUCAAGUGAGAGACUUUGAUCAAUUGACAUUAUCAUCACAUAAUUCUGACGAAGAAAACAACAAUUCUGAUCAAGUGACAGUUUUGAAGGUAGCUGUUGCGGGAAAGAGAGGAUUAAGUGACAAUUGUGCACCAUGUGAGCCUAUUGCAAAGAGACUGAGAAUCGAUGCAUGUGCUAUGACAAGAAUUCAGAAAGAUGAUACAAGCACAACCAACAGUUGUUCUUCAACAGAUUAAAAGUGAUACAGUAUACACAAUAUCCAGAUAAUUAACUACUAUUUGUAAUUAGGUGAUUUUAUAAACUACCCUAUCCCACCACUCUCAGUGAUUUGUGAAUAAAGUUAAAUAAGUGUGUGUUUGUGAACAUACAUGUGUGUGCUCAUUAGGAUAUGCUGGUUGAGAAACGGAACGAUAGAGAAGCAGAAAUGUGAGUGUUUAUUUGAUUAUUUUUAAUGACAUUAAAUAAUUUCAAAUGUUACCACCGACCAUCAUUUUUAUUACUAAAUGUUAUGUUUAAUUAUUUUUUAAGAAGUUUCAAUGACUUAAUGUAAGAAACUUGUGCCACAUUUUUUAUGUUGAUUGAUGUCAUAAAUGACUGAUGUUUUAUGUGAAUGUUAAUUGAAUGAUUCCUGUUAAAAGGCUAUUUUAGAUUUUAUAAGUGUUGUUAGUAUUGUUGGUCAAUAUGUACCUAUGAUACAGAAAAUCAUAUUUUUAGAUUGAUAUUAAAUUUAUGACCCACAUAUGUGAUUCAUUUUACAAGAAUAGUUACUUCUGACUAUUCCAUAUAAAACUAUGACAAAACUUACAAUGUGAUAACAAAAUAAGUAUUAUAGCAUUGUAUGCUGUUUACCUCAUUCUUUUGUGAUACUUAAUAGAACUGUGUUGUUAAAUUAAGCUCUGCUCCAUUCACUUUGACAUUUUGUUUAAACUAUUUUUUUUUCAUUAUGAAUAUGAUUGUUUGAAACAAUCUUUACAGAUAUACACAAAUGUUAAAUAAGUGUUGAUAAAAAAAAAACCUUAAUCUAAAAAACAAGUGAAUUAAAACUUGGUCAAAAGUAAUUUUUUUUUGUUUAGUUUAUUAAUGCAAUUUAUAUUGAAUCUUAUUGGCUAUAGAGAAUUCACUAAAUUGGAGGUAGAUUUAGUUUGUGUCGCACAUAAUUUUGUGUGUAUAGAGUGCCAUUUUCACUGUAUCAUGUGUUUGUUUUGUACAAUUAAAUAGGAACGAACAUGCUUGUCAGAGCAAUAAAACAACUAUUUGCAAAAUAAAUUAUAUUGUGUUUUUCUUUUUCAAUUCCUUUCUAAAAAUGACAUUUAUUUACAAAAUGAAACGCCCAUUGAUAUAAACAAUUCAGUCUUUAACAAUCAAAAAUUGCAUUAAAAUAAAAUCGCCUUUCUUUUCGGACUGAUUUAUAUUUGAUUUAAAUACAAGUACAACAUUAUAACAACAUAUCCAAUAGAA
This is a messenger RNA of Papilio xuthus (Asian swallowtail), 2992 nucleotides long. It is a transcript of the gene Chk2, whose product is annotated as cell cycle checkpoint kinase 2. The transcript is spliced from 8 exons. Gene Ontology annotation, biological process: protein phosphorylation. Gene Ontology annotation, molecular function: ATP binding; protein binding; protein kinase activity. Bases 160 to 1770 code for a protein of 536 amino acids. The record is from RefSeq and is a predicted model, not a curated record. NCBI's taxonomy places the organism in Eukaryota, Metazoa, Arthropoda, Insecta, Lepidoptera, Papilionidae.